Nematocida minor is the source of this 1284-nucleotide messenger RNA. RefSeq names its product cysteine desulfurase. The transcript has a single exon. Gene Ontology annotation, molecular function: pyridoxal phosphate binding; cysteine desulfurase activity. Gene Ontology annotation, biological process: [2Fe-2S] cluster assembly. The record is from RefSeq and is a predicted model, not a curated record. Lineage: Eukaryota; Fungi; Microsporidia. Gene Ontology annotation, cellular component: cytosol; nucleus; mitochondrion. The coding region runs from base 1 to 1284 and encodes 427 amino acids.
AUGUCUUUAAUACACUCCAUUGCGAAAGCGCCAAAAAAGAUAACAGAAUGGCUGGGGAUGGGAGCAAAAGCCCCCAUAUACAUGGAUCUGCAGGCCACAACGCCAACAGACCCUAGGGUGCUGAGUGCAAUGCUUCCGUACUUCAACGAAAAGUUUGGGAACCCGCACAGCCGCACACACGAGUUUGGAUGGAACGCAGAAAAAGCCGUUGAAACUUCACGAGGAAAGAUUGCGUCUCUGAUCAACGCAGACGCUAAAGAGAUAGUUUUUACGAGCGGAGCAACAGAAAGCAACAAUAUCGCCAUAAAAGGAGUCGCAAGGUUUUUGAAACAGAACAUGGAGGGAAAGCCCCACAUUGUGACAAGCCAGAUAGAGCACAAGAGCGUAAUAGACACGUGCCGUGAUCUGGAGGAAGAAGGGUUCGAUGUAACGUAUCUGCCUGUGAAUAAAAACGGAACAAUCAGCGUAGAAGAGCUGAGAAAAGCCAUAAGACCUGAAACUGUGCUUGCAAGCAUCAUAGCAGUGAACAACGAAAUAGGAAGCAUAGCUCCUCUGAAGGAGAUAGGAAAAGUUUGCAAAGAAAAUAACGUAUUUUUCCACACAGAUGCCGCACAGGCUGUUGGCAAGAUCCCCAUAGAUGUUAGAGAUAUGAACAUUUCCCUAAUGAGCAUAUCAGGCCACAAGAUAUACGGCCCCAUGGGAAUUGGCGCUUUGUAUGUAACUAAAGAGAGGCCUAGGCCAAGGAUCCAGCCACUCUUCAGCGGGGGAGGGCAGGAAAGAGGAAUGCGAAGCGGCACACUCCCAACGCCUCUGAUUGUUGGGCUCGGAAAGGCCUGUGAAAUAGCACAGAAUCAAAUGGAAAAAGACACUAAAAAAAUAGAGAAAUUGUCAAAACAGCUGCUAGAUGGACUUUCCAAAGAGAUCCCAGAUAUAAAGAGAAAUGGAGGACAGAAUGUCUACCCGGGAUGUGUGAAUAUAUCCUUCCCGUACGUUGAGGGCGAGUCUCUGAUCAUGGCUCUUCCAAACAUCGCAGUCAGCAGCGGGAGUGCAUGCACCUCAGCCUCUCUUGAGCCAUCCUAUGUCCUCAAGGCUCUGGGUGUUGAGGAAGAUUUAGCACACUCUUCUCUCAGAUUCGGGAUAGGAAGAUUUACAACAAAGAAAGACAUAAAGGCAGUGGUGAAGCAGGUUGUCAGCAAGGUAAAGAAGCUAAGAGAGCUAUCGCCGCUAUUUGAGAUGGCACAGGAAGGAAUAGAUUUAAGUACGAUAAACUGGAAUGCACACUGA